Peronospora matthiolae is the source of this 1512-nucleotide messenger RNA. The record is from the annotation of a GenBank genome assembly. Lineage: Eukaryota; Oomycota; Peronosporomycetes; Peronosporales; Peronosporaceae.
AUGCCGUCGAGCGAGCAGCUCCCUCUCGUCCCGCAGGACUCGCUCCAGCAGCAGCUGUCGAGCUACCACGAGCAACAGCGUGCGCGUCAGCAGCUUCAGUAUCGCUCCAAGUGUCUGGGACGUGUCAUCGUGGGAUUUGUGGCCGCGUCGCUUAUCUCACUGUUCCUAGGCGCGCUCGUGUGGCCUGCACCGGUCCACUACGAGCGGACGCUCGACUGGAAGUCGAUACUGGACGCGCACGACUUCUCUGGCGUCGUGAGGCUGAGUACUAAUGGACAGAAGAUAUUUCAGAUGGCUAAGGGGCUUGCUAAUGUGCCAUUCAUGCAGCCAAUGGAGGAGCAGAGCGUGUUCUCAAUGGGGACACACGUGCAGCUACUGGUGGCAGUUGCAAUGCUGCAAUUGCAAGAGAGAGGACUUGUGGAUCUUCGACAGUCAGUGAGCACGUACUGGGAUCAGGACGAUUGGCGAAAGUUUGGCCUUGACACGAACCGCACAACGUGGUGCCCGACCGUUGCGAACGAGACAGCGUGUCAAGUUGUGACGUAUCACGACUUGCUCUAUAUGGGCUCUGGUUUUGAGACUCAGGAAAGAGAUAAGCCGCUGCAGACGAUGAUGUCGUUUGCAACGCAAGUGGGGACGUUUAUUGAUCAGCCGCUGGCAUUCAAGCCAGGAACGAGCUUCAAGUAUGCGGAUGAGAACUACGUGCUGCUGGCUUUUAUGGUGGAGAAGCUCAGUGGCGUGACUCUGAAGCAAUACUUGACCAGAUAUAUAUUUGACCCACUACUGCUGACAAGUACGACGUUUGUUGCCUUUGGCGGAGCCGUGGACGUAAAACGCUCUCCAGUGAACCAGUAUGUGCAGUUCUAUGCGUAUCGACAGGCUGCUGUCGGUGAGCGUGAACAUGUGAGUGGCAACAGAAGCAGUAACAGUUCAAGUGGAUUUGGUGUCGUCUCAGGAAAGCACUUGAGCUAUAUGAGCACGGGUUCUUGUGCAAUCUACAAAGGGCUCGAGAACAGUCUUUACGGGCUGCAAUCCACGGCUGAAGACAUGCACGAGAUAUACACCGACCUCUUUCACGAACAAGGUCGACAUUCCAAGCUGCUGAAGACACACUCGGUUGCGUUAAUGGUGCGAACUCGGAAUCCAGCAUACCCAGCGUUUGGUCUGGGGAUUGGCGUCGACUUUGAGAAGCAGCCAAGAGAAGCUGCACGGGAGAGCAACUGGCCCGCAAAGAUCACAUUCUGUGGAAGUACGACAUGCUCGAGGACGUGUAUGGCGAUGCAGAUGCCUGUUACUAACCUGUCUAUCGUUGCAAGUGCCUUCACAAAUAAUGUGCGCCUGUACUUUACAAGUAUCGACGCGUUUCACGCGUUCGAGCCGCGAGACUUCAUACAAAAGCAGGUGCCCACGACCGAGAAAAGCGCGUUCGAGAUGAACGACGGUGCAGCCAAUGCGGUAGCGUGGAGCUUGUUGCAGUUUUUUUCUCUUGUCUCCGCAACGUCUGACAACUGA